Messenger RNA from Sungouiella intermedia, 8607 nucleotides. NCBI's taxonomy places the organism in Eukaryota, Fungi, Ascomycota, Pichiomycetes, Serinales, Metschnikowiaceae. The record is from the annotation of a GenBank genome assembly.
AUGUCCACCUUUAACCUCAACAAGAUCGUUGAGUCGCUUCAGUCGACUAAAAUCAAAAGCAGAAAUGAUGCCUUGAACCUCUUGGCUGGCAUGGCCGCUUCCAAAUUGAGAUUGCAUCCCAAACAGUUCAAUGCUCUUGUCAAUGGUCUUCUCAAGCUGAUCGACAUCGAGAAGAACGUCUACGUCAAUAAUACCUCCAACCCUGUGAUUUCCAGAUUGUCCAUUGCCUCGAGUUUCUUAAGAGAUGUGGUAGAAGAGGAAUUGAAGACGCCGCAUCAGAGACCUCGCUAUAAGCAAUGCCAAUCCAUCGUCACCAGCAUCAUCUCCUGUUAUUUCCUCAGUUCAGGGCAAACCCUUGAACCGUGUGUUGUUUCCUUCUCCCAGAUUAUUGAGAAAUUGCUUCUGGAGGCAUUCUUCACCACCCACUUGACUGCAGAAGCCUGGUUAAGGCUCUACAAGUUUCUAGUUAGGGCGAUCAACGUUGCUUUGGACGAAGAAACCAAUUCUGCUCCCAAUGAGAACCUACUUUGUAAUCUACUAAAGUCUGUGUUGCUUUUGAUAGGCGACAUCGGAUCGCUGGUUUCCUUAACUAUUUACCACGAUCGUGCUUACUUUCCACUUUUAAACCUCAUAAAGAGGUGCCUCCAAACCUACGAUAGAAGAGCAAGUCCCGUGCUUAUUGGCUGUUUCAAGCUCAUUAAUAAGUUAGUUAUCAUUCUAGCGACGGAAGAUGUUUGUCUUUCUCGCGAGCUCAUCAAGCAUGGCUUCAAGUGCAUCAUGCAAUUCUCCUCUACUUCGGUAGAAUCAUUGUUCGCCCAGUUCACAUUAUUUCUCAAUCUUGACCCUGUUCAUCUCUACUUUGAUGUGUCGAAACUUCCAAAACUCAUUAGCAUGGAAGGCGACUCCAUGGACGAUGAUCAGAGGUUAAUCAACACCUCUGACCAGGAUAUUGAGCUACAACUAUACACUGUUGGAAUGCUUAUUCAGGAACUAGUCGUGCGCUCAUUUAGCAUAGUGGGAAAUAUGAGCCCAAAUGAGUUAGUGGUACAUGAAAAUGAUGCUCUUAACUGGUUCAACCUUCCCACUCUACUGUUCAUUGGCUCGAACCCGUCAGCGUGGCUAUUUCUUAAUGGUCUUGUGAAAUUGAUUAACUCAUACUACAAAUUGAAGUCUCACUUAACUUCUUCGUUUCUGGAACCACCUGAUCGGAAUAACAGAUAUUCGAAAUCAUUCACACAAUCCAACGUCCCAUCCAUCAAAAGACAAAAGUUAAAAGACCUGAGAACUAAACUAUGGGCAUGUGACUCUCCAGUACUGUUCUUUAUGUCCCUUACAACAAAUCAAAACGAUAGCAAGAGUCAGCUCUGUGGUAUUCAGUUACUUACAAUUCAUUGUGAGCUCUUCGAAAAUAUUAUAACUUUGAGCGGGCCCGCUCCAAACAUUGAAACCGAUUCGGCCACUUCUUGGAACUUCAAUGACUCCACUUUGUUGGAUUUGAAUUUGGUAACAUCAAACGACUCCAACUCCAGAUUGUUACCUAGCCUCAAUCUCAUGAUACGACUUUUAAGCGAGUCCAAAAUGACUUUUUGGGUACUACUAUGUUGCCGUGUCAUUAUGAACACAAUGGAAUUGACUGCUGGUCAUACUAAUCAGACGCUCACAAAGCGCUUGCAUCAAAUGCUUAAACUAUCAAUUCCUAUCAUUAAGGAGAGCGAAUGUUCAACAGUAGCAACCAGCAUAGUUGUCAAGAUAUUGCAACUGCAGUCAGACUCAGAAAUUCAUAUCCUUAUCGAUGACAACUUCAAGUCACAACUUCAUAAUGUUAUUGAUUUGGCAGAUUUGGCGGGCCCCUCUUCGAUUGACUCGCACGCGUUAAACUUCUGGCAAUGCUUGUCUAGAGUAUUCCAUGGACUGUCCAAAAGUGAAACUCUUGCUUUCAGCAUCAGUCGGUGGUUUAUAUCAAAGUGGCUGGACAACUUAAUAAAUUCCGAUUCAGGAAUGAAGAAGUACUCUCAACGGCCAAUGCCAGAUCCUCGCGUCAUUCGUCAGCUAAUUUGCUGGCUAAGUGGAAUGAAACUUCUAAAAACAAAACAGCCAAUGAGUCAACCGAUUUGGCAGAGUGAGUAUUCCGCGAUUUAUGAAGAGAUGGUGCUCCACAGAGAUUUGCAGGCUUUCAUUGCUGAACAGAGUACUGAACUCGACAUUGGAACAUCGAGAGAUACAUCAAAUGUUCUGUCACCUUUCCCAGCGGCUUCCGGUGCUGUAGAAUCGAUUUGCUCCCAGAUUAGUGAAACCACGGUUCUAGUAAUCAACUCUGAGGCUAGCUUUGAAAUAAUGACAGACUGGGCGGUUUCACUCUCGAUAAUCUUAGAUGGUCUUUUCGUUGAUUCUUGUUCUGGUUUCGAUUAUUUAUUGAAUUGUUUGCAGGAGAGUUGGCAAAUUCUUCUAGGUCGAAUCAGCUCCUUCGAUCUUGCUUCCUAUAUCGUUCGACUGAUAUUAGAGUCGCAAGUUUCCAAUGAAAUUUUAAUCCGCUCAAAUUUCCAACUUGAGUCCAUCUUGUUUCGUCUUCGAGAAUAUCAGAAUCGAGAACGUCUACUUCUUAAUCGAAUAGCUCAAGAUGGCUCGGAUUUCGAGGACUUUUCUUCUUCUGGUGGCGAGCAAGUACUCUCCCAUCAUGAUCGUUCAUUCUCAAGAACUCCAUCAGAAGAACCAAAAGUUGCAGAUACAGUUGAUCUCUUCAAGUUCAAUGUGCUCUAUGGUGGUGGAAGCAUAGAAGAUCAAAUGAGACAACUUGAUAGCAUGGAAGCUUCAGCAGUCCUUGCAUGUGUCCAAUUUUAUACCAAUUUUUUGAAGUCUAGGCCUGUUGAAUUUCUCAAGAAUAAUUCAUUUGUUCGUCUUAUUCGAGCAAUUGGCGAGGGUCCAUUAUCUAACCAAUCGCUUGAUAGAUGUGACCAAGUCAUAUCCGCCUGCUCUGAGCUCAUUGGUCUAUUUCUUCCGGUAUGUCUUGAAAAGGAAUUGAAAGAACUUGCGAAUGAUUGUGUUGACCUAUUUAAUUAUCUUUCGCAGUGUGUUCAGAAGGGAUUGUUCUUGACUGAGUCCAAGAUAACCAAUUUCUGGACGCUCUUUCUACAUAUAUCAACCCUUGGCACUUCUUUAGUUCCUGAAUCUCGCCUGUUGACUACUUUUCUAGAAGACUUUGAGGACUUUUCGAAUAGCGUUAAGAUUGGGAUUUCUGAGUCACUCAAUAAAGUGUUGACCAGUUUAGACUUAACCGGACGGAUGAACAUCUAUCAAGAGAUAUUUAUCCGGUUUCCAAAUCCUCAGUCAUCAAUUGAACGUUGUGCAACAUACUGUUUGUUUUUUAGCAAGUUAACAAAGAAAAACCAACAGUUAAGAAUGGCAGCCUUAUUUAACCUCAUUGAAUGCACUAGGUUUGAUUUCUUCAAACCUUUUCUCAAAGGUGCAAUUCAAAUGAUCAGCGACUCUGCGGGAGAAGACGGUCCCAAACAAUUGUUUCAAUCCUGUAAACUUGAAAUUAUCAAGUGUUGGUGGAGGUAUAACCAUGACAUUUUCGAGUUUCCGUAUGACUUGUUCGGAUUUCUGGAUAGAAAUUCAUUUUUGUCCGAUAACUAUCGGGAAAUUGUUGCAGUCUUGAUUGCCAUCAAGCCUGAAUCGAAUGUCGAUCAUUUCAUAGUUAUUGGCAACAUUGCAAAAAUUAAAAGAUCGGAUAUUCAAAGUUUGGUGUGUGAUAGCUUGCCAUUGAUCGUACCUUUGGCUUACACCUCGAAAGGUAUCAGGAAUUCUGUUUACAAAUCUUUGACAGAAGUUUUGAAUGAUUACUACAAGACUUAUAUGAGGCAGAAAUUACCAUUGACGAUUUUGGAAACAAUCCGAUUUACAGACUUGAAGAGUGAAAAAGCUGUUUCGAGUACGUUAUCUUUCGCAAGAAAUAUUAAAUGUUUCAAUUCGGAUGAACUAGUGGAAACCUCUCUGCAGACGAUUGUAUCUCCCAGCUCAAGCUUGGAUUUAAUCAAUGCAUUAAUUGCCAAGUAUUGGGUCCUCGAGGAUGGCCCUUAUUGGACUGAACAGCAUAUAUACUUUCUCAUUCGACAGCUUGGAAGAACCCGAAAUGAGAACAAGCUCUUGUUUUUGAGGGCACUCAAGUAUGUACUCUGUUUGAGUAACCUGACACUAUCCGGUUUCAAACUAUUUGAGUUGAUUGUCGAUGUGUGUUUUUCGUUGGAUUCCCCAGCACUUGACAAGGAAAUUUUUGUUGUGCUACAGCUAUUUGAUCAAGAAUGCCUCUUUGAGGAAAAUAUCCAAAAUUCUAUCUCAACAAUAUUCAAAAUAUUGUGUAAGGUUUGUGGCGGUCCUUCCUCCGAUGAGAAGAUAAAGUAUAUUCGAGCAUUUGAUACAUGCUACUCUUCGCGAGAAUCCAUGUUUGGAACGUCGGCCGUGUUAAUUCGUGCAGCAUUAAACAUUUUUAAACUGGAAAGUGUGAAUAUAAGCUAUAGCGACUUCGAAAGUUUCUUGAUCGAUCCACAGUUGCAAUCUGCCAUUCAGUCUAACUACCAAAUUGUCAUCGCUUUGUUGUCGAGCCUACUGAAAUUCGCUAGAAAGUCAAAAGUUAAGAUACCAGACGAAUGUCUAGUUAAACUAUUUGUGAGGAAUGGAACCGAAUCUGCUAAUACUGACUUGACGUUAUGGAUUUCCGAAUAUUUGUCUCAGUUUUAUUUGUGGGGAUUAUUUGAGAAACAUAUUGAUUCUAUUAUUGAUGGCGAGGAGUUCUAUCCACUAAAUAAGAACGAAUUCUUAGAGCAAAUUGGGAGGAUGGAUUUCUUUUUGGAUUUACUUAUUGAUAAUGCUCGCAGUUCCAACUAUGAGCAUGCUGCUUUCGUGGAAACUAUAUUGGGAUCGCUUCUAUGGAAGUUCGAAAGCAGAAAAAGUGAUGUUCAAAAAUUUCUCAAUUUUGAAAAGUAUUAUCCUGUUUUGAGGACUUAUUUGGCACCGCUAGAUUUUCAUUCUUGCAUUCUUCUCAACUCCUCUGACAAUGAUCUUGAUGUUGCCACGGUUUCCUUGGAUUUCUUCAUUGCUAGUUUUCCUUCUCUUCUAGUCGAGAGCAUAUCUCAAAAUUGGAUGAGUCAACUACUGCUUUCGAUAGUUCAAGAAGUUGCUACAUUCACCAGCAUGGCCUCACUUCUUGCAAGUUAUAUUCUCAAGAUUCCCGAGUCGUCUGGAACUCUCCUCCCCAAAUUAAUAUGUUUCUAUAUCACCUUAACUGGAACAGAUGGAGCGGUCAAGAUAAAGAAUUUGAUCGAAUCGUACUGGAGGAAUUUCCGAAGACCUUACGAUUUUUCGUCUAUUGAAAUGUUUAAGGACACAAUUCUUCUCGCCCGCGUUGGUGCAAAAUUGGGUAUUGAAGUGUUCAGGAAAUUCUAUGACUCCCUUAAUAAGUCUGAGUUAUACUUGAUUGUUAAGCAAGGCUCGUUUCUGAAAUCAGCUUUGAUUUUAUUUGAAGAUUCUAUUGAUGGAUGCCUGGAGAAUGCGAACUAUAGAUCCCAGAUGUCAACAAUUGGUAGCAUUUAUGAAUCUCUAGACGAGAACGAUCUUUUUGAAGCUCUACCUGAAUGCUCAACUAUUGAUAGCACUCUGACUCUUAUUGCUCAACUUGGAAGUUCUGCUGACAAGGUACAUUAUUCAAGUGGGCAACUUGAUGCGUCUAUUUUCCUUAAGGGAACAUCAGAGCAAAAGCAAGUCACUCUGUCCUUGAUUGAAGAUGGGCUCCUUGGUAUUUCGAAAGCUUUAGGAUUUAACUCAGAAAAUAACUCAACUUGCUAUGAAUGGGCUUGGAAACUUAAUCUGUGGGACAUUCCUGUUUCACAAAUCCCACAAAAGAAGCAUGAGAUUAUCUAUUCAUAUUUCAAGCAGCUAAAUGUGAUCCCUUCUCUGGCGAAUGAGAUCUAUAAAAGCUCAAUUUUACUGAUCAUGGAGCAGCAAAAGAACGUACUCGGAAAAGGAAGGUCUGAAAAUGAAAUAAAGUCACAUUUCAAACAAAUUUUUGAGUCAUUAGCGAUUAUUCAUUGCCUGCAAAGUGUUUUUGACAGAAAACUCGUUAAUGUUGAUAAAACUGCAAAGGACUUCAACAAGUUAACACUGUGGUUCCAGAAUUCAGAUCUAGAGUACUUUGAAGAUAUUCUCAAGGCAAGGCAAAUAGCAUUCAAGUUAUUGGGUGAUCAGAUUAUUGACUCGACUCAAGACGUGGUCUCUGUUUCCUCUUCGCAUGACCUUUGUUUGCAGGGUUUCGCUAAUGAAGUCGUUAGAUCGACUGAAAUGUAUCGUCAGAAUAGGCAGAUUCAAAAAAUGGUAAGUUCAACCGUUCUUUUAGACAAGUUCGUUAGAACUAGCAAUUUCCACAAUAAGAAUGUCCAGGAUGAUUUAAUACGUGUGGCUAAAUUCCAAUUUGCCAAGACACUCUGGGUGAAUGGUCAGACCAGUGUCCCUGUUGCUAUGUUGGAGGAUUUACAAAAUGAUGGGUCGAUUGACUUCCCAUUCACAUGUCUCUGUAUUGACAAAGCCCUCAUAUCUGCCACGCUUGCUAAAUGGCUAGCAGAGUCUAGACAGAGUCUUGGAAUAACCAUUUUGAAUCAGAUUAUUGAUCCAAUGAAAGGCAGCGUAAGUAACAUUGAAGAUAAUCUUCAACGAAGUGAAGUGUUUCAUCUCUUGGCACAUUUCUGCGAACAGCAGUAUAAGUCAAGAAAUCUCUUGGACCAAUUGGAAGAUCUAACAAAGAGGGUAAAGAGCAAGCGCAAUGAAAUCGAGGAGAUUAAGAUGCAUUAUGGUCGUACAUCAGUUUCGUCGGUGGAGAAGAAGAGCGUACAGAAAUACUAUAAUAGCCUAAAAAGCCAGGUUAACUCUGAAGACUCCGAGCUUCAGUCGUUGAAAAUUAGGCGAGAGGUAUUCGCAGCAAAUGCUCUCAAGUUUUAUUUGGACUCUCUUUUAGUAGCUGACGAAUUCAGCACAGACAUGGAUAACUUCUUUUCGUUAUUUUUGGAACUAUCCCAUGACAAUGAGUUGCAAAUCUCAAUUCUGGAAAACUUAGAAAAGCUCCCAAGUUCCAAACCACUAUCAUGGUGUACCCAGUUACUUUCAAGAAUUUCCAGUGAAGAUUCACCAUUUCAACACUCAGCACAAGAAUUGAUUUUGCGUAUUUGCAGAGAUCACCCUUUUCAUUCUUUGUACUACUUGAUUUCACUUUUAAAGCAUGACGAGGUUGCAAAAGAUACCUCAAACUCAAUGAUGUUAGCUCGAGUUGAAGCAGCACAGAAGUUGAAAGACAGGCUUGCCAGUCAGAAUGUUGACUUCAAUGCGACUAUUCUUUUGCCCAUCGAAAAACUCUCUGAUCAAUCCAUUCUUUUAAGCGAGUAUAAGGGUUCUAAAGGACGAAAGCUUGAUCUCGAGAAAUUGAAAGUUGGUAAUUAUUGGAUGAACGAGCUUCCGGCAGUUCCACCACCCACUUUGGAGAUAGCUGUAAGCGCUACAGGCUACGACGAAGUUCCACGAAUGGCCAGUGUUGUGCCUAAAGUAUCUAUUGCUACUUCAGGGCUUAGUUUGCCUAAAAUAGCGACUUUCAUUUUAUCGAAUGGCCAUCAGCACAAGAUGCUCCUCAAGCAUGGAACCGAUGACUUGCGUCAGGAUGCCACCAUGGAGCAAGUUUUCAAUAAAGUGAACGACAUCUUUGUUAAAGAUAGGGAGACAAGAAAGCGCAGGUUGAAGGUUCGGACAUACAAGGCUGUGCCUUUAGGGCCCAAGGCUGGAGUCAUUGAGUUCGUAUUGAACUCUAAAGCACUCAUAGAGGUGAUUCGUCCAUAUCACCAGAAACUUGACGGACUUAAGUCGGAUACAGCACGAGCACAGAUGAAGGAUUGUCAAACUGCUGACUUGACUGAACGUUUGAAGGUGUACAAUAAUAUCACCUCAAAAAUACACCCUGUCCUUCGCCAUUACUUCACAGAUAACUUCGUAUCUCCAGAUACAUGGUUCCAAAGUCGACAGAUUUACACUCGAGGUAUUGCAGCUUCUUCUAUGGUAGGACACAUACUAGGAUUGGGGGAUCGUCACUGCAACAACAUUCUUCUAGACGAAUUCACAGGCGAACCCAUCCAGAUUGACUUGGGUGUCGCAUUCGACCAAGGAAAGCGGCUACCUAUUCCUGAAACUGUUCCUUUCCGUUUGACCAGAGAUAUCGUUGAUGGUUUUGGAUUUAUGGGAACAAAAGGAUCGUUCAGUAAGUUAUGUGAGCACAGUUUCCGGGUGCUACGGUCCAACAAAGAACGUAUUCUUGCCAUUGUAGAUGUUUUACGAUGGGAUCCGUUGUAUUCCUGGUCAAUCUCGCCCAUCAGGAAGAAAAAACUUCAAGACGAGAACGGAUUCCAAGGUAUUGCUCCGCAUGAAGAUGGAUCUGAGGCGGGAGCAGCACUACUCACAGUGGUAGAGAAGCUUAAUGCUAGAGGUCUAAGUGUGGAAGCCACGGUUCGGGAAUUGAUCCAGGAAGCUACAAGUGCUGAAAACUUGGCAGUCAUCUAUUGCGGCUGGUGUCCAUUCUUUUAA